ACCACAACAACAAAGAAGAAGAAGAAGAAGAAGAAGAAGAGCUCCAAGAAGACAAAUACACCAUUUUUGAUCGGUGUACAUAAAGUCUGCAAUGCCCUUACCCUUUGAAGAGUUUCAAGGGAAGGGGAUUUCUUGUUUCUCUUCUUUCUCGUCUUCCUUCCCUCAACCACCGUCUCCGCUUUUGAGCCGCCGCAAAAUAAGAGGCGGCGAAGAAGAAGAGGAAGAAGAAGUUCCCGCGGCGGAGCCUACCUCUGUUCUGGACGCCCUCAUAAGCCCAACCUCCUCCUCCACGGUGUCUUCCUCUCACGGCGGAAACAGCGCCGUCGGAGGCGGCGGCGACGCCACCACCGAUGAGCAAUGCGGAACCAUUGGGUUGGGUGAUUGGGAGCAAGUUCCUCAUGACCACGAACAGAGCAUUCUCAGACUCAUCAUGGGAGAUUCCACAGAUCCCUCUCUUGAACUCAACAGCAUUCUCCAAACCUCUCCCACCUUUCACGACUCUGACUACUCAUCACCCGGAUUCGGAGUCGUCGAUACCGGCUUCGGUUUAGACCACCACUCAGUUCCACCGUCGCAUGUUCCCGGCCUUCUAAUUAACCAAAGUCAAACUCACUACACACAGAAUCCGGCGGCCAUCUUCUACGGCCACCACCACCAUACACAGAAUCCGCCGGCAAAGCGGCUUAACCCUGGUCCCGUGGGGAUAACAGAGCAGCUGGUUAAGGCAGCAGAGGUCAUAGAGAGCGACACGUGUCUCGCUCAGGGGAUAUUGGCGCGGCUCAAUCAACAGCUCUCUUCUCCCGUCGGGAAGCCAUUAGAAAGAGCAGCUUUUUACUUCAAAGAAGCUCUCAACAAUCUCCUCCACAACGUCUCCCAAACCCUAAACCCUUAUUCCCUCAUCUUCAAGAUCGCUGCUUACAAAUCCUUCUCAGAGAUCUCUCCCGUUCUCCAGUUCGCCAACUUCACCUCCAACCAAGCCCUCUUAGAGUCCUUCCAUGGCUUCCACCGUCUCCACAUCAUCGACUUCGACAUCGGCUACGGUGGCCAAUGGGCCUCUCUCAUGCAGGAGCUCGUUCUCCGCGACAACGCCGCUCCUCUCUCCCUCAAGAUCACCGUUUUCGCUUCUCCGGGGAACCACGACCAGCUUGAACUUGGCUUCACUCAAGACAAUCUCAAGCACUUCGCCUCUGAGAUCAACAUCUCCCUUGACAUCCAAGUUCUUAGCUUAGACCUCCUCGGCUCCAUCUCGUGGCCUAACUCGUCGGAGAAAGAAGCUGUCGCCGUUAACAUCUCCGCCGCGUCCUUCUCGCACCUCCCUUUGGUCCUCCGUUUCGUGAAGCAUCUAUCUCCGACGAUCAUCGUCUGCUCCGACAGAGGAUGCGAGAGGACGGAUCUUCCCUUCCCGCAAAAGGUCGCACACUCGCUGCACUCACACGCCGCUCUCCUCGAAUCCCUCGACGCCGUCAACGCCAACCUCGACGCAAUGCAGAAGAUCGAGAGGUUUCUGAUACAGCCGGAGAUAGAGAAGCUGGUGUUGGAUCGUAGCCGUUCGAUGGAGAGACCGAUGAUGACGUGGCAAACGAUGUUUCUGCAGAUGGGGUUCUCACCGGUGGCGCACAGUAACUUCACGGAGUCUCAGGCGGAGUGUUUGGUUCAACGGACGCCGGUGAGAGGCUUUCACGUCGAGAAGAAACAUAACUCUCUUCUCCUCUGUUGGCAAAGGACAGAACUCGUCGGAGUUUCCGCAUGGAGAUGUCGCUCCUCCUGACUCCGCCGGAGAUUCAAUUAUUAAAAAUUUCUUUUACAU
Molecule: messenger RNA, 1807 nt
Organism: Arabidopsis arenosa
Lineage: Eukaryota; Viridiplantae; Streptophyta; Magnoliopsida; Brassicales; Brassicaceae
Source: the annotation of a GenBank genome assembly